AUGCCCGUGGUUUGCGAUAUUGACACGGAUGGAGGAUCAUGGACAGUUAUACAAAGACGACUAAACGGAGACAUCGACUUCUAUCGAGACUGGGAAACAUACAAGAAUGGCUUCGGGGAUCUAAAUGGUGAUUUUUGGAUUGGAAAUGAAAUGCUUCACAAUUUAACCAAAACUCCACGUGUCUUACGUAUCGAACUAGAGUCUUGGGAGAACUUAACAGCAUUUGCCGAAUACUCAACGUUCCAAGUGGGCUCCGAAUCUGAGAUGUAUCAACUUCAUCUGUCGGGAUUCUCGGGCAGUGUGUCUUUUGAUUCUAUGGCACACGUCAACGGCAAUUACUUCGGCACCAGCGACAGAGAUAAUGAUAACUACGGUGGUUCCUGUGCAGAAUUUCAUGGCAGUGGUUGGUGGUUUAACGCAUGUUCUCUGGCCAUCCUGAACGGCCCCUAUCGUUUCAUUACUGAUACCAUAGUUUAUAGUGAUAAAACUGCUUACUGGUAUGAUUUCCCGCCUUAUACUACCCGGUAUCCAUUGAAAAAGACCCGCAUGAUGCUGCGAUAG
This is a messenger RNA of Ylistrum balloti, 561 nucleotides long. Its product is annotated as angiopoietin-related protein 7-like. The transcript has 4 exons. The coding region runs from base 1 to 561 and encodes 186 amino acids. Lineage: Eukaryota; Metazoa; Mollusca; Bivalvia; Pectinida; Pectinidae. The record is from RefSeq and is a predicted model, not a curated record.